Messenger RNA from Rhincodon typus (whale shark), 7851 nucleotides. RefSeq names its product calmodulin regulated spectrin-associated protein 1b (gene camsap1b). Gene Ontology annotation, biological process: negative regulation of microtubule depolymerization; neuron projection development; cytoplasmic microtubule organization. Bases 412 to 5403 code for a protein of 1663 amino acids. NCBI's taxonomy places the organism in Eukaryota, Metazoa, Chordata, Chondrichthyes, Orectolobiformes, Rhincodontidae. Gene Ontology annotation, cellular component: microtubule minus-end. The record is from RefSeq and is a predicted model, not a curated record. The transcript is spliced from 17 exons. Gene Ontology annotation, molecular function: microtubule minus-end binding; calmodulin binding; spectrin binding.
CGGUGGAAGCGGCAGAGAGAAAGGGGGCUGGCUGAAAGGAGGAGGAGCAGGUAGCACGCCAAAGGCCGCCUACAGCCAGCUUCGAGGGAGCAUCGGGGGCAUAGCCCGCAUGGCACCCGCUUCUUUGAAAUGACCGACUGACUCGGUACCUCGGAGAUUUCCCGAGUGAGGCCGGCCAUUUCAUUGUGUUGUGAGGUAAACUCCCAUUCAUUUUGGAGCGUCGGGAGAUAGGCCGCGCCUGAGGGAGGCGGCCACCGAGCUCGAUUAAUGCGGCUUGUGGGCAGCAUCGACUGACCCGUGGCGGCGGACGAGGAGGAAAAAAAAAACACCCUUCUUGUGGGAAGAAAAAUCACCGGUGGAUAUUUGUUUAUUUUCGCGGAGAAUUCAGCUUGAUUAGACACACGGCUGGAGAUGGUGGAUGUGGAUUUCGGUGGCUGCGGUGCAUCUGGAAAUGGCAGCAGCAGCAGAAAGAUGCUGGAGCUGUCUGAGUCUGACUGCGCUGAGAUUGUUCCUCUGCAGCUCUACGAUUCGUCUAGGGCCAAGAUAGCCGCCAAUCUGGCGUGGAUCUUUUCCAAAGCGUAUGGAAUAGAUAAUAUCCCUGAGGAUUUAAGAGAUGCUUUCUACACCGACCAGUAUGACCAAGAGCACAUUAAACCACCUGUCAUUAAGUUGCUGCUGUCGAGUGAACUCUAUUGUCGUGUCUGCAGCCUAAUUCUGAAAGGGGAUCAAGUGGCUGCAUUGCAGGGUCAUCAGCCUGUCAUUCAAGCAUUGUCUCGCAAAGGCAUUUAUGUUAUGGAAAGUGAUGAUUUACCAGUUUCCGAAUCAGACCUCGCGCAGUCUCCAAUCAAAAUGAGUGCCCAUAUGGCUUUGAUUGAUGCACUGAUGAUGGCUUAUACAGUAGAGAUGAUCAGCAUUGAAAAAGUAGUGGCCUCUGUGAAGCGUUUCUCUACAUUUAGUGCCUCAAAGGAAUUGCCGUAUGAUCUGGAAGAUGCCAUGGUCUUCUGGAUAAAUAAGGUGAACUUAAAAAUGAGAGAGAUUACGGAAAAGGAGUUUAAACUUAAACAGCAGAUUGUGGAGAGCCCAAGUCACCAAAAGGUCCGUUAUCGACGAGAUCACCCCUUGAACAAGCAGUUGCCAUUUUUCCCUUUAAUGGAAGAUUUAAUGAGGGAUGUGUGUGAUGGCUGUUCACUUCUGGCAGUCAUUCACUAUUACUGCCCGGAACUCAUGAAGUUAGAAGACAUUUGUUUGAAGGAAGUGACUUCAAUUGCAGACAGCUUGUAUAAUAUUCAACUUCUCAUAGAUUUUUCGAAUCAUUACCUGAACAAAAGUUUCUAUCUCACACUAGAAGACAUGCUGUACAGUCCUUUAGUACUGAAGCCUAACGUUAUGGUGUUCAUUGCUGAGUUAUUCUGGUGGUUUGAAGUUGUGAAGCCUGACUUUGUGCAACCAAGAGAAGUUCAUGAAAUCAAAGAUGCUAAAACACUUCUACAACAGAAGAGCUCUCGCCCACCUCUUCCAAUUUCCAAUGCAACAAAGCGGAGCUUUAUGGUCAGUCCAGCAAAUGGUCCAGGUGAUAUGCCAACGUCUGUUUCACAGAGUAGCCCAGAAAUUGGAACCAGGUAUUGCCUGCAUCCUGAAGAAUUUGUUAAAGGAAGCCCUGCGUUUAGUCCAUCCCAUCCGCUAUUGCCUUUAAGACAGAGGCAGUACAAAUGUCCCCUAUCUAGUGAAGACAGCCCAGAUACUCGACAUCGUUCAAAUUCCCUAACUCGUGUUGAUGGGCAGCCAAGAGGUGCAGUGUUGGCCUGGCAAGAAAGGAAGCCAAGACCCUUGUCUCAGCCAACACCAUUUGCCCUUCAUUAUGCAACUGACAGUGAUGUAGAUGCUGGCUCUGGAGAUAGCGUCAGUUUGGCUAGGUCCAUUAGCAAAGACAGUCUUGCAUCCAAUAUAGUCAACGUAACCCCAAAGCAUCAAUCUCAGAUACUGUCCCCACCUGCAGAAGGCAAUGGGAAAAGUUUGCUACGGAAUGUUGACUUGGACGAUGAGGAUGACGAGGAGCUUAUUGCAAUAAUUAAGUCAGAUGGGGAGCUGCUUAACAAUUCUGAUCUUGAGUUACAAAGUGUUUCGUCAAAAGUCACAAGUCAGGCCUUGCCAUCAAAGUCUCCCAAAAGACAGCAAAAUGACAUUGAAGUAACAAACCAAUCUGGCGGGUUCUUUUUAGAACCUUUAAUGCCUGCAGUCUUAAAACCAGCCAAGGAAAAUCUCCUGAUUGUUAACAAGUAUGAAGAAUGUGGAGAGCGAAGAUACAGACCUUCCUCAGCAAAGAGAGUAAUGGAUGGACAUUUGCCUUCAACGCGCAAAAAAGCAGUGAAUAUCAGUAUGGAGUCAGACAUUAACAGGACUUUCACCCCUAUAACUAGCUCUGACUUCAUUGUAGUUUCUGAUUCAGUCAGUGAAAAGUCACUGCGACAUGUCGAAGAAUCCGGAGUUUCCUUAAGUAAUUUUAGGCCGUUGGCUGGUAGUAGUGUUGAAACUGCAAUUCAGGGGGAAUCUGGGGGCUUCUUCCUUCAUACUGGUGAUCUUGAGGAAGGACUGGAUGGUGUGUCAAUAAAUAACGAAACCACUGUAGGAAAUAGUAAACCACAUGACACAACGUGGAUUAUGAAUAUGCAAGAUUCUGAUUCAGAAGUGCUAGAUAUGGAAGAGACUGACCAAGAUCUAGUUACGGAUGAAGAGGUCCAACAAGUCAGAAGUGGGGACAGUGGAGAAGAGGAGUCUAGAAAAUUGCAUCAUGAUAUGAAGGUGAAGGAACAUGAGGACAAGGAUGGUGCCAGUGGACGUUCCAGUCCUUGUCUGAGUACGAUUUCACAGGCUAGCAGCACAUCCAUGACCAGUACUAGUAUUACAAUGACUAACUUUGCUGAGCGUAAACUACAAAGACUUAACAGUGCUGAGGCAAAAUCUAGUGCGAGUAGCUCUCAAAAGACCACUCCAGAUGGGUCAGAAUGUUGCCCUUUACCCAUGAUGACAUGGAGGCAGAGACGAGAACAGAGUCCCAGUAGACAGACCAAAAACAAUGCUCAGAUGCUGGCCUCUGAACUUGUGCAACUUCACAUGCAGCUUGAGGAGAAACGCAGAACAAUUGAAGCUCAGAAAAAGAAAAUGGAAGCACUCUCUGCUAGACAGCGUCUAAAAUUGGGCAAAGCUGCUUUCUUGCAUAUUGUUAAAAAGGGGAAGAAUGAAGGGAUUCCUCAACCACUUAAGCCUGAAUACGUCACAAAAGAAGCUGAGCUUCCAAGUAAUGAGGAAAGUGUUGCUCUAGUAUGCCAGUCCCCUAGAUCAGAUGAAGAUUUUGCGAACAAAGAGGAUUACUUAAAACAGCUAGAAGAAGAAGGGGCAAAAGAUUUGCGUGAGAAAAUCACAGAAAAUGAUAUCCAAGAAAGCAUUGCGGCAGUUAGGCAGCGGUGGUUAAAGGAAUCUUCACAGAUAGCUCAAGAUGUUGACAAGAACAAGGUGAAUUCAAAUGGUUUUGAGGAUGGUAUGGCAGAUGUUGAUAUGAACGAAUACAAUCGGUCUAUUGAGAAACUUAAUGAAACUCUGAGCAACCUUCAGUUUGAGAUGCACAAGCUUUCGCAGCAGCAGGAGCUCUUGAUGAAGCUUAAGGACCAGGCUCCAAACACACCUCUACCAAAUGUUAAUCGCAAUCUGCAUGACCAAAAGGUCCGGCAAGCAGUGCAGAUUGUGGAACCGCUAUCACCUACAGGAGGUAGUCCAUCACAAGCUAUACGUAAGCAGCCACGCAGCACUCCAUUGAAAAGUCCUCGUUCAACAAGGCCAACAGAAUUAAAAGUGCCUCGGGAUUCUAAAAUGCAAGGCUCCUUUCGGAUUAUCACACCUACACAUAAUGUCGAAACUCUACCCCAUCUACGACCCUCUCCAGGUAGUAAACCAUUAAGGUCUGAGAUUGAUGAUAUUACUGUUGAUGGUGGUGUCAGCACAGGGACUUCAGAAGGCAGAUCUUCUAAAGGUUCUGUAGAGCAUACUUCUGAAAGGAUGAAGGAUGCUGAUGGCCCAAAGGAAGAUGACGAAGGUAACCAGCGGACAUCGGUGCUUUCAACAACCCAAAAAGACAGUUAUAAUUAUUUCUAUGAACAAAUCAACACUGAGGCAGUAAUUAGCACCCCAAAGAAAGCUGAAUAUCCAACACUCAUCUCUUCAGAUAGAUCAGGGAAGGAAAACAUUCCUGUUGAGGAACAAACCAAAAACAAGGCAAACCUCAUUGAAGUAGAUAUCUCUGAACUGAAGGCACCAGCAGAAGGCGAAACAUCCGAAAGUCAAGGCCUUUCCACCAGUCAUGUGAUCUGCGAAUCUGAUCAGAGGUCUGGAUUAGGCUUUUUCUUCAAGGAUGAUCAGAAAGCAGAAGAUGAGUUGGCAAAGAAGCGGGCUGCGUUCCUUCUAAAACAGCAGCGCAAAGCAGAAGAAGCUCGCUUACGAAGACAGCAAUUGGAUGCUGAAAUAGAGCAGAAGCGUGACGAAGCAAGGCGCAAAGCUGAAGAGGACCGGAUUCGUAAAGAAGAGGAGAAAGCACGGAGAGAACUGAUCAAACAGGAAUAUCUGAGGCGUAAACAACAGCAAAUCCUUGAGGAACAAGGACUUGUUAAACCCAAACCUAAAGUUAAGAAGCAACGCCCAAAAUCGGUGCAUCGGGAGGAAUCUUCUAGCGAUACCCCAUCUCAAUAUUCUUCUACCCUUGAUAAUCUGAGCAGUGCUCAGUUUGGUUCCAGUCUCUCUCUGGCAUCAGCUACUACUACCGAGGCAGAAAGUGUGAAUUCUGGCGGUGGAAGUGGUAGUGGUGGUUAUUCACAAAGGACAGAUUCUAUGGAAACAUUUUCGGUGUCGAGCAGAAAUCAGAGUAGAAACACAGAACGAGACUGGGAGAAUACGUCCACAGCCUCAUCAAUUACAUCAGUAGCUGAGUACACAGGUCCAAAACUAUUUAAGGAACCAAGCUCCAAGUCAAACAAAUCAAUAAUCCAUAAUGCUAUCUCACACUGCUGCCUUGCAGGGAAAGUAAAUGAGGCACAGAAAAACUCAAUACUUGAGGAGCUUGAGAAAUGCGAGGCUAACCAUUACAUCAUCUUGUUCCGUGAUGCGGGCUGCCAGUUCCGAGCACUUUAUGCAUAUUCCCCAGACUCUGAAGAGAUCCUGAAGUUAACUGGGACAGGGCCAAAAAACAUUAAUAAGAAGAUGAUCGACAAGCUUUACAAAUACAGCUCGGACAGAAAGCUGUUUAGCUUAAUACCUACUAAAACCAUGUCAGUCAGUGUGGAUGCUAUCACAAUUCACAAUCACCUGUGGCAAGCCAAGCGGUCUGCAGUGCCAAAGAAGCAGUCAACUGGAAAAUGAAAGAAUUUUUUGCUGGUUAAGUUUGAAAUUCUCAGACGCCCUCCCCCUGCAAAGUAGUUGAUUGUGUUGAAAUUCACAACUUUUCCAUUUUAUUUGGUGGCCGUUCCAUUCUGGGAGAGUUCAAAUCCCUUCAGAUUCCGUUACAGACGAGAGAAUGGAAACUUUUGUUUGUAAAUGAAAUAUGAUGUAUUCUUCAAAGGAUGGAGUGAAUUCAUGGGCCAUUAUCCUGAAAGAUUUUUGGUCUCUGGGUGUCAAGAUCUGGCAGUGCGUGUCAGAACUCUGGCUUAAUUUUCUGCACUGGUUACUCUGGCUUGUAGCAGUCUUUUCUUUGCAUGUGGCAAGUUUCCUAACCAGUGGAUUCUUAAAAGUAUUUGUGGACAGUAGAUGUGAAAAUCCUCUUCGGCAUUAUCUUUCUUUUCCCCUCUAUUCCUCUGUGGAAUAGUGUCUCCAUGAAGAAUUAGUAAUACAGCAGUUAAAUUUGGCUUGAGGUAUACUUGGAAUGUUAGGUUUUAUAACACUACUUUUACUACAGUAUUGAUCUGAAAUUGAAACAAUAUAGAAAACUUUUUUUUCCUGUAUUGGUGAAGGUAAUUCCGGUCUGCCUUUGGCUUAACUGGGUGCAGCAAUUGGAUCAAUUCAAUAACUGCCAAGGAACAAUGAUUGCUGACUUUCCACAAUUCCAGAUACUCCUUAAUUUUCUCCUUGUACUCUUGCCGAGAACAGUGAUAGAUUGUGAGCUGUGCAUUUUAAGAAAGCAUCAUGACUGAUUUUACCAAUAGCCAUAGUACUCUUGGCACAGCAAUCAUGCAGAAGUAUCUGCGCAAACCACACAAGAUGGCAAGAUGAUGGAAUUGACAGUCUGAUUUAAUAAACAUUUGAAUUUGGCACAUUUUAUAAGUACCAUCGUUUUAGACAAAGCUUGUGUUCUGCAGUAAUGAUUGGGUGUUAAUUGUUCAGUAAGGAAGAUUGUCGUAGAAGUAGAGUAUUAGCACAGAGCACCUUGCUGUCUGAAGGCACACUGAGAGAUCACAGUCAAAAUUUAAUGCUUUUUAAUUGCAUCAUGCAUUCUGAAAAUCUUCUAUCCUCUCUCUCAUUUUCCAAUACUGUAUGAGCAGCAUGCUCUUGUAAGGGUGUACAUUCUGUUAAACCUCAAACCUUAUUUUCUUUUGGGAUUGCAGUAUUUAAUAUAUUUCUUAACCUCUUAUUCUUUCGUGUGUCAUCCUUAGCUAAUUUCUGCACAAUGGAAUUUCUCUCAGCAGGCACUCAUCAAACACAGCUUUCUUUUCCUGUUCUGAAGUUUUUAACGUAACCUGUCAAGAGCUGCGUGUGUUCUGUUUAAAAUAAAAAAAUCUUUCUAUUAAGUGGUAUAGUGGAAAAUAAUUUGAUCGCUGUAUGUGUGGUCAUGGUGAUGAUCCUUAAAGCUGCAUCCUUUUCCCCAUUACUAUGCAGCAUUGUCAUUCAGUGGUGAUGACCUAAUAAGACAGCUGUAAAGCUGCUUACAGCGCACGAUUUUGAAUUUCUCUUGAGCAUGUCCAUCGGGUCAGAGUACCACUGACAUAAGACAGUUUCUGAAAUAGGAACUUAUUUUUAAAAACAGAAAUUGAGGCUUUAUGGAUAAUCAUAGUAUUUAAUUGCUGCUGUCUAUAGACAAUUUCAUUUUUUUAAAGCUAUGUAAAAAAUACACUCCAAACCUGAUUGGUAACGGAAAAGACAGCAGAGGGUUUGCAGUUGUAACCAAGUACUGCAGUCAUGGUUAUGUGUGGGUUUACCUACAAUGGUAUACUGUCUGAUUUGAAAAUGGAGUCAGCUUCAUCUUGGGAGUAGGUUAAGUUUCUCCAACAGAGAAAGAAGCUUGUGGUUUACUGAAAUUGUUCUUAUGCAGAUUUUACACUUCUGUUUUAUUUUUGGUUAUUGGUUUAUAGGAAGGGAAUUAUUGUUAAAUGGUUAGCCUUUGCUGUCUGUCUCUUACCACCCUUUUCAAAAACCUUUGUGGCUGUGCACAAGCAAGUUACAUUUGCUCAUGCACGGUUACUGAAUGUGAGAUGGAUUGUGUGCAUUUAAAAAUGUUCAAACAAAAUUGAUGGAGCGCCAUGGAGAAAUGUUUUUUAUAUAUAUAUAUAAAAGAAAUAUAUAUAUGCAAGAAUUUUCAUUGGUCUGCCAGAAAUCUUAAUUUCUAAAAUGUGAAUGAAAUAGUGUCAAAGAAUUUUUUUUUUCCUUUUUAAAUCUGUGUUUAUGCAUUGCAUUUUUACAACCAACUGUAAUGCAUCUGUUCAACCUGGUUAGUAAAGAAAUCAGCAAACAUUUGAUUUUGCUGAUGGUUUUUGGUGAGUGCGUGAUACAGAGGACUGAAAGUUGUGACGAAUAAGUAUGGUGUAGCAAUACUUGAAAUGUUUAUCUCUGAUUAAGUGGGUUCUUGAAGAGAAAAUGAUUAAAAACAUACAAGCUUUA